This is a messenger RNA of Diabrotica balteata, 1096 nucleotides long. Lineage: Eukaryota; Metazoa; Arthropoda; Insecta; Coleoptera; Chrysomelidae. The record is from the annotation of a GenBank genome assembly.
GACUUUUCUCGAUAGUAGUCAAUUUUGUUUGACAUACCAGAUGACAGUUUUUAAGUUUAUUCAUAAAUCAAUGUGUAAAUAUCACCAGAGAUAGUUUUUGUAUGUUCUGAUUUAACUUGUAUCAUGGAAGAAUCCAAUGAAGAAAAGAUUACCGAGAAGAAAAAUGAUAACGAGCCCAGUCUGCCAGACCUUAAACCCACUGAACCUGUCGACAACAUUACAAUUUUAUCAAGAGACUCAAUAGACAGCACUGAAGUCGUCGAAAAAGUCAUCGUGCCGGAUAAUAUUAAAACUGUAUUUGACAAGAAAGCUCCCAAAAACGUAGAGGACGUGCCAGUUAUUAAGGAAGAAGCACCUACCAAGGAGGAUAAGUCCAAAAAAGAAGACAACCUGUUAGAAAAUUCUCUCAAAGAGCCAGUCGAAGUACAAGCAGUAACACCAUUAAAGCAAUCGCAAAAAGCAACAGCAGAAAAGAAACGAGUGGGGUCUGCUUCUAGUGCUUAUGUCUCAGGAAAAAUUGACAAGAAUCACAGCGAUAUUUUUUCAUUAAAGGAAGAAGACACGAUAUCCUCUUACAUAUUUUCAGUCAAUGGUUCACCAUCACGAAAGGUUUAUCGCCAAGUGCAAAACAUACCCAGUAACAGUCCCUACCCUUUUGGACAAGUUGCUGAGCCUCACCCGAGUGAAAUCUCGCCGAGAGAUAAAAUGAGAGACAAGGAUAGUUACCACGAGGUGAAGAGACCUUCGCAUUGUCUUAGGAAUCCUCUCACAGGCACGGGACUGAGUUCCAACGACGAAUACAAAUACAAAGGGAAUAAAAGAACCGACGGCAAUCCUAUUUUAGGAUUAGGUUAUUCUUCCGAUAUAGCUCCAUCAACUCAUAGGAUUCCUCCAGGCGGUUACUCCCACAAACUCUGGUGAUUUACCGAUGAAGUAAUGCCGGAAAAAUUCUCAGUGGCAAUUGUCUUUUUGUUUGUUUUUGUGUAAUAUAUAGAACAGAACGUUUAUUAUUUUUACAUGUACAUUCGUUAUUAUAAAUAUCGUAAACUAACAAUAAAAGAAAUAUAUUAAUUUUAAUAAAAAUAUUUCAGUACAA